Molecule: messenger RNA, 1824 nt
Organism: Meleagris gallopavo (turkey)
Lineage: Eukaryota; Metazoa; Chordata; Aves; Galliformes; Phasianidae
Gene: COMMD5
Product: COMM domain containing 5
Cellular component (GO): nucleus
Source: RefSeq, a predicted model, not a curated record
GAAAGUCACUGUGAAUGCAUUGGAAGGAAAAGACUGCAAAGAAUCAGUCAAGCUGAUUGCAGAAAGCACCGAUCUCUCUGAAGAGCAGCUUGCUUUCCUCAUUUCUGGCAUGUAUACCCUUCUCCGAGAAGCACUGAGACUCCCCUUAUCGACUUUCAGACAAGAAGUUUUUAAGGAAGACCUGAAGGAGCUCAGGAUACCAGAAGAUUUCAUCACGGACUUUUCCAGUAUUGUCUUUGGUAACAGGCGUCCUGUUUCUGAAGGCACAGCUCUGACACAAGCAAGUAGGCUGCCAAAUGUCCAGGACUUCAAGUGGAGAGUGGACGUAGCUAUAUCCACAAGUUCACUGGCCCGUGCUCUUCAACCAUCUAUUUUAAUGCUGAUGAAGCUUUCAGAUGGGACAGCUCAUCGCUUUGAAGUGCCAGUUGCAAAGUUUCAGGAGCUGAGAUACAACGUAGCCCUUAUCCUAAAGGAAAUGAAUGAUUUGGAGAAAAGAAGCAUACUGAAAAUCCAGGACUGAACACUUCUGAACUGGGAUGUUAGCAGAACAGAUGUGAAACCUGUGAAUUUUGUGAAGGGUAAAGCGUGGGACCAUCACCACUUUGCCUGUCUUGUAACUGCAAUGUAGCAUUUAUUAUGUCUGCUGUAAAUAUUUUUUCAAUUCAAGUAUUAAAAGCACAAGCUUUUUUCUUAAGACUUAGAAAAAAAACAAAAAAAUAUAUUGAUGAAAAAGUAUAAUCCUAUUUGCAAGCAUUUUUUUGCAUGAUUCAUCAAAACAUUUUUUAAAUAACUGUCUUGAAUGUAAGAACCAUUUCUUCCUGAUUAUGAUUCAGCACUCUAAUUAUUUUUGAAAGCCUGCUACAAGAAAUAACAUCAGUGUAUAUCAGAAGAAAGCCCUGCAAAUAAAAAAUACAACAACUACUGUUGUGUUGUAGUAUGACAAAUGUGACUUCGAGUUUGGCAUAAGUAAAAUUGCUGUCUGACUUCUUGCUAAGUGACUCAAGUGUAGGUACAUGUAUUUAAAAGCUAAUUUUGAAGAAAAGUGGGAGUCUGGGGAUCAAGGAAGAAGUAUGGAGUGAACUAAUUCAGUGGAACUGCAAAAGGGGAAAUGUGUAAUCUAAGUCUUUACCUGGAUGAUCAGUAUGCACUAAACAGGAGUAAUCUUGUAGAUUUCUAAGUGAGAAUGCCUGCUUUGUUUCAUGUAUUUCCCAUGUUUGUCAGCUGAAUUGUCUGAGACUUAUUACAGGGCAGAAACCCCUGGCAGGGUGAUGAUACCCAGCAGCAGAAGACAGGAGCCUUGUAGAUCACUACAGCUUAUAUACUUCUUAGCAGCACAAGCCAGACCCCAGGAUGAGGAGGCUGUAUACAGUCCCUGGGAUGAAAGUCAGAAGUGAAAGUAUAUCCAAACAAUACCCAGGUCAGUAAAAUAGUCGAGACUGGGCUGGAGGCUCCAUUGCUCCAUUUGUAAUGCUUGAAAGAACUCCCCUAACUGGAAGCAUGUGUUUUAAGUCUCAUUUAAACUCAAUGGGACCACAAAUAUGUCCCUAAGGGCUUUGCUGAGGAGGGGUGCAUUCCUGAGUCAGUGCCUGAAAGAGUUUUCCUCCAAGAAUAAGGACAUGGAGACUGAACAGCUAAAGAGCAUAGCUCACAGGGUUUACCCACCUGUCACAGGUAGUUUAGAACACACAUACCACUACCAUUGUCAAGCACUGGAUUUUCUAGCUGCUUGCUGAGGAUGCCUAUCUCAGUAGUGCCACCCCUACUUCUCUUGUUUGUUUUGUGUAGAACUUGCUGUUAUCGCCCUCAUUCCUGGAGGAAAAAAAA